AUGGAUCGGCGGCAUCAUGGAAAGCUAGGUUUCGAGAUGCUCCAAUUGUAUCGCAAUUCAUUUGCCAAUAUUAAGCUAAUUAUAAUCGAUGAGAUCAGCAUGAUUGGUGCAAACAUUUUGAACACUGUUCAUACGCGACUGCAAAAUAUUAGUGGCAACUAUGAUGAUGCUUUUGGCGGAAAAGACAUUUUACUAUGUGGAGAUUUUCGACAGUUACCGCCAGUAAAUGCUAGAGCCCCGUUUAAACCUGUGAACAAUUCCUUAGGAGAUGCUUCACUCUGGCAGUCUUUGAAAUUCUUCCCACUGCGUCAAGUUAUGCGACAAAGUGACACUGAAUUCUCAUCCAUACUCACAAAAAUCGGAAACGGCGAACAAUUAUCGGAUGACGAGACUAAAGUCAUUGAGGGGAGAUUCCGUACAGCUGAAUGGUGCCAGGAAAAUGUACCGAACGCAAUUCGCUUAUUCCAUAGGAACACCGAUGUAGAAGCAUUCAAUCAGAAAACAUUGAGUCUUCGGCAAGGAUUAGAUCAUACUGCUGAGGAUGUAAUAACUGGACAUAGAGAUGCUACCCAGCUGACGAGUGCCCGCACCAAACUAUAUCGCAUGAGCGUCGCUGAAACCGGAUGCCUUCCGUACAUGUUACGAUUGGUUGUGGGAAUGUCGUAUAUGAUAACUUGUAACAAGUAUGCAUAUUAA
This is a messenger RNA of Sabethes cyaneus, 696 nucleotides long. RefSeq lists its product as uncharacterized. Gene Ontology annotation, biological process: telomere maintenance; DNA repair. The coding region runs from base 1 to 696 and encodes 231 amino acids. The transcript has a single exon. Gene Ontology annotation, molecular function: DNA helicase activity. Lineage: Eukaryota; Metazoa; Arthropoda; Insecta; Diptera; Culicidae. The record is from RefSeq and is a predicted model, not a curated record.